ACGGAGGCUCGGAGGACGCGCGGGCCAUGGCAGCAACCGAGGAGCUGCGUUGGGAGGACUGGGACGAGGACGACGAGGACGAGGACGACGAGGCAGAGGAGGCGGAGCAGUUCGUUCUCGUGGAACUCUCGGGAAUUAUUGACUCAGAUUUUCUUUCAAAGUGCGAAAACAAAUGCAAGAUUCUGGGAAUUGACACUGAGAGGCCCAUUCUUCAAGUGGACAGCUAUGUCUUUGCUGGGGAAUAUGAAGAUACUCUUGGGACCUGUGUUAUAUUUGAAGAAAAUGUUGAACAUGUGGAUGCAGAAGGCAGUGAUAAAGCACUGUUAAAAUACAAAUGCCAUACAAUGAAGAAACUCAGCAUGACAAGAACCCUUCUGACAGAAAAGAAAGAAGGAGAAGAGAAUACAGAUGGAGUAGAAUGGCUACAAAUGAAGGAGAAUGACUUUUCCUAUAGACCAAAUAUGAUUUGUAGCUUUGUUCAUGAAAAUGAAGAUGAAGUUGUAGUUCCGGGCCCUGAUAAACCUUUGGAGUUGGAAGAGCAAGAGACUCAAAUGAAAGUCAGCUCAAACCUGAUCUAUGAGCAGGAGAAACCACUGCACUUGGAAACAGAGGAUUCUGGUCCUCUUGUUGAUACCCCUUCUGAGAUGGAAGGUCCUGUCUUUAUAGAAACUCAAGAUGCUGCCUUAGAAAUUACUCCUAGAUAAAAUGUUUCUCAUAAUGAGUAGUCAUGAACUUUUAAAAAUACUGUUUUGUAAAAUAAUUGGCUGUGUA
This is a messenger RNA of Castor canadensis (American beaver), 771 nucleotides long. It is a transcript of the gene Gtf3c6, whose product is annotated as general transcription factor IIIC subunit 6. Gene Ontology annotation, biological process: transcription by RNA polymerase III. The record is from RefSeq and is a predicted model, not a curated record. Gene Ontology annotation, cellular component: transcription factor TFIIIC complex. Lineage: Eukaryota; Metazoa; Chordata; Mammalia; Rodentia; Castoridae.